AUGGCAUGGGAACGACUAAUAGGUCUAACUAAACGGUGCCUUCGAAAGUCACUUGGUCGCUCAUUACUAGAUGAGGAAACCUUAGCUACAGUAUUGGUGGGAAUAGAAGCCUCGCUCAACAGUAGACCUUUGAUUUACGAGCACGGUGAGAAUGAUACAGAAGAAGCUUUGACACCAUCUCAUUUCUUAACUGGUCGAAAGCUUACUACUGUUCCAUCUGGACCUGAGCUUAAAGGUGAUAAACUCACUAAUAUUUACAGAAAACAACAAGAUGUACUUGAUAUGUUUUGGAAAAGGUGGACUAAAGAGUAUUUGCUGGAACUGCGUUCACAUCAUCAAGUAAAAAAUGUUCGGCAAUCACCACGAGUACGAGUAGGAGAUUUGGUUCUACUGCAAGAGGAUGUUCUGUUAUUAAGUGAAGAACCAAUCACAUAUGGAGUGUUACUAAUGACUGAAGCAAUAUUAUCAAGUUUGAAUGAUAAUCCGUCCUCCGACAAACAAGUCGAUUAUGGUGGCUAA
Parasteatoda tepidariorum (common house spider) is the source of this 519-nucleotide messenger RNA. RefSeq lists its product as uncharacterized. Lineage: Eukaryota; Metazoa; Arthropoda; Arachnida; Araneae; Theridiidae. The record is from RefSeq and is a predicted model, not a curated record.